AUGGAGACUGCCCACUCACAGCACCAUACCUACGGCCCCAACUGUCGCCUCGCUCCCGUGAUCGAGCCCAGCCCCGAAGGCCCCCUCCUGGCUGGCAUCCCCCCUAUAAACGCCCAGUUCUUCUAUCACAGCCUCGUGCCAAUCGAUGACCCCCUCUCCACCGCCACCUCCGCCACUACAGCUGACGGGCGGCCCGCAAAGGGCGUCCUGAGGCCCUUCUCCCACGCCGACAACAAUGCUCUGGAAGCCGCCUGGCUGAGUCUCGCCGUCGACGACCACAGGAACAACCACGAUGCCUCCCUCAAGAGCCGCCGCCCCGGCCCCGCCCUGGCUGCCAACAACGCCAGGAAGCUGGACGCCAUCGUCGACCAUCUCAUCCGUACCCACAAGGAGAAGCACUCCCAGGACACACGUGCCCCUCCUCUAGAGCCCCCUCUGGAGCCCCUGGCAGGCGCAGGCCUGAGUGUGUGCUGUCAAGAGCUCCUCAUCGAUGCCUCAAACAGGCUCCGCGAGGUCUUCUGCGAGGUGUCGAGGGAGAGCCAGCCAUCGCUGAGCCAGAAGCAUGUCGUCGCCAAGGUCAUGUCUGCGAUGGAGGAUGGCCGGCCCAAUCCUGCUGCCACCGCUGUUAUGCCGAUUACGGCCCCCGCCAUGCCCGCCUCCUCUCCCCGGACCGAUGCAUUCGUCUCUCCCGCCUUGUCUACCUCGGCAAGGGGCCGCGCUUCGUCCCUUGCCUCCAACCCGGCCGCCAGCCGCUCAGCGUCUAUUGGGAGUGCCGCCAGACUGGCCCCCUUCGGCACCCCGCCCCAGCUCGAGAAGUCCGCCCUCAGGCCGCGUCCCGCUUAUCCCCAGGUGACCGACGGCAUAUCCGGGCGGCCUUUCGUGAGGGUGGGAGACCCUGAUGGCGAGGUAGCCCCAGAACCUGGCCAGCUUCGUGACUCCCGCCCUGACCUCCCUAGAGACAAUGCCACAGGCGAGCAACAUUUCGGCGCCAGCGAGGUCCCGUCGGACACCGUGCCUACUCCUACAGGCGGAAUGGGCAUUUCCGAACUUGAGCCCCGCGUCGUUGAGGUCUCGGUAGGCCUGUCGAGGCUGCAUGAGGUAUCUCUGCCCGUCCUACAGAUGAAGCCCAUAUACUGGUCUCCCGUCAACGACAUUGCAAUUGUCUCCAGAUCGACUUGGUUCUACCGCGAUACCAUGGUGCCUGUCGAGCCCAGCAUCGCAAAUCAGUUGGAGGCGGGCUAUCGAGAGUUGCGAGUAUUCAGCCAGGAAUGGCAAGAGGAGCUUCGUUGCGCAGUCGAAGUCGGUCCUUUGGGUGAGGAGAAGGUGUCAUUCCCGCUGUGGCCUGGAACGACCACUCCCGUUGAUGCAAAGGAACAAGAUCAAAGAAUAUCCAUCGCAUCCGACCCGUUCUGUGCCGCCCGGUGUUUCCGGGGCGAAGCGGCCGCCGAAGGAACUCUCGAGCCUGUGAAGGCCAGACAGGGCGAGUCUACUGGGAAUCCGGCGCAGGGGCGAAGCUACCAGUUUCAUCACGUUCUUUACAGAAAUGAGAGAGCGGCAUUCCUACUAAAACCAAGCCUCAAACCGUCUGCCUACUACGGGAGGCGGCCUCUCCAAAAGAUAAUGAAGGGGUUGACUGUUGGCAUUCCAGUCAUCAGAGGCUUCGAUCGAGACAGUUGGGGUGAGCUGCAUGAGAAGAAGAAACAGGUCCGCAAAGAGGAACCUCGGAAGUCUGUCGAGACCGAAGCUUCACGGCCGGGAAAUUGCCCUGGCUGCAAGGCAGAGGAAGACCGUGGACAGGUCACAGACCUUGUCCUUGUCGCCCAUGGAAUUGGGCAGAAGUUUGCCGAACGGGUGGAAAGCUUCCAUUUUACCCAUGCUAUCACCGCAUUUCGUCGCUCGAUAAACAUCGAGCUUCGAAACCCCGGGGUCAAGUCAGUUCUGCGCGAGGGACACAGCGGGAUCAUGGUCCUUCCUGUGAAUUGGAGGCUUUCCUUCGAAGACGGGGGCCCUUUGACCGACGCGGACAAGGCGACCUCGGCUUCCGACAACUUUGGUCUGAAGGACAUCGAGCCGAACACGAUCCCGGCGGUGAGGAGCCUGAUAUCAGAUGUCAUGUUCGAUAUUCCAUUCUACAUGUCCCAUCACAAACCCAAGAUGAUAUCCGCACUCGUCACAGAGGCAAACCGCGUUUAUCGGUUGUGGUGCCGCAACAAUCCAGACUUCAACCGCAAAGGAAGGGUCCACCUUAUCGCUCACUCCCUUGGGAGCGUCAUGGAUACGGUUGCGAAAGACGUGGUGCGCGAGGAGGGUGUAUUUGGCUGUCUCGCAGUCAACAACAUCUACAACGUCUUAGCCAAAGAAGACCCUAUAGCUUACCUUCUGAACGGAACCAUCGAUCCGAUGUAUGCCGAGAGCUUGAAGCUCGCCCAUGUACCAAGCACGGCGAUCUCGUGGUUCUCAUCGAUCCGCGGCCUUGUGAAACCCGUCGGCUCGCCCCCGACAUCCGAACUGCCACCGGCGCUUGUGAAGCCCCCAACAAGCCGGCUGCCUUCUCAGCUUGAGUUGGAAGUGCACGACUUCACACGCGAGGAAGUCGCAGAGAAGAAGGCAUUCUUGCUCAAUGAUAACGGCCAGGUUGAUUAUUACCUGCGCUCCGGAACAGGCCCCUUGGAGAUUCAGUAUCUCAACAUGCUCAGUGCGCACACUAGCUACUGGGCGAACAACGACCUGAUCCGUUUGCUGUGCAUGGAGAUUGGUCGGGAGCCUGGAAGAGAAAAUACGUUGCCGGCGUUAAGGGCUGUCAAAUUGACAAGGAGAGAUCGCCUCAAGAAGUAG
This is a messenger RNA of Diaporthe citri, 2835 nucleotides long. RefSeq lists its product as uncharacterized. The record is from RefSeq and is a predicted model, not a curated record. The transcript has 3 exons. Gene Ontology annotation, molecular function: metal ion binding; glycerophospholipase activity. Bases 1 to 2835 code for a protein of 944 amino acids. Gene Ontology annotation, cellular component: cytoplasm. NCBI's taxonomy places the organism in Eukaryota, Fungi, Ascomycota, Sordariomycetes, Diaporthales, Diaporthaceae.